This is a messenger RNA of Mauremys mutica (yellowpond turtle), 920 nucleotides long. Its product is annotated as E3 ubiquitin-protein ligase TRIM39-like. The annotation marks the transcript as partial. The record is from RefSeq and is a predicted model, not a curated record. Gene Ontology annotation, molecular function: protein binding. NCBI's taxonomy places the organism in Eukaryota, Metazoa, Chordata, Testudines, Geoemydidae. The transcript has 4 exons.
GAAGACCCAGAGCACUGCUGGGUGAAACUCCAGGGAGCCCUGGCCCCUCUGAGGAAGGAGCUGGAAGAGGCCCUGGCUCUGACGUCUAAAGAGAAGAAGAAAACCACAAAGUGGCAGAGGACAGUGAAAAAUAAGAGAGAGAUGAUUGCAGGUGAAUUUAACAAACUGCACACAUUGCUGAGAGAGGAGGAGCAGCUGCUUCUGCAGAGCCUGGAGGAGGAGGAGAGGGAGACUCUGCAGAGACUUCAGGAAAAUGUAACCAAACUCUCCCAGCAAAGCUCCUCUCUGCAGCAGCUGAUCGUGACUCUGGAUCCAGACACGGCUCAUCCCUGGCUCGUCCUGUCUGAGGAUUGGAAACGUGUGAGAGACGGAGACAAACGCCAGGAUCUGCCCAACAAGCCUGAGAGAUUUGAUCCUUGUGUCAAUGUCCUGGGCGCUGAGGGGUUCGCGGGCGGGAGACGUUACUGGGAGGUGGAGGUGGGAGACAAGACUGACUGGAACCUGGGGGUUUGUAGGGAAUCUGUGAGCAGGAAGGGGCCGGUCACACUCUCACCUGGGAAUGGAUACUGGGCCGUGGUGCUGAGGGAUGGGGGAUACAAGGCCUGCACCUCCCCCGCGACCCCCCUCCCCGUGACUGUCAGGCCCAGCUGGGUGGGGAUUUUCCUGGACUAUGAGGCGGGCGAGGUCUCGUUUUACAAUGUGACUGACAGGUCCCAUCUCUUCACUUUCACUGGCACCUUCUCCGGGACGCUCCGCUCUUAUUUCAGUCCUGGUCUCAACGCUGGGGGUACAAACGCGGCUCCCCUGAUAAUCUGCCCGGUCCCAGCUCAGGCCGGAGGGAAUCUCGGUCCCUGACAGUGACCCCGCGGCACAGACUGGCCCCUCCCAGCCCUGCUGCUCUUCCCACCCCCAGUGGUGGG